CGCACGGGCUUCGGCUCCAGCUCCGGCUCCGGCGCGCUCCGAGCGCUCGCUCGCUCGCUCUCCCUCCUGUCUGCGGCGGCUCCGGCGGCGGCUCCGGCGGCGGCUCCGGCUCGGAGGGCCGCUCUUGGUCCCGCGCCCGGGCUCGGCUCCCGGAAGCUCGGUCCCCGGGGCGGCGGAGCAGGCGGGCGGAUGCGCCGGGGGCCCGGGGCCGCCAUGCGGGCCGAGGUGGCCUCGGCCGCCGGCUUCAUCACGCGGCUGCUCCGCGGCCCCGGGGGCUUUGCCGAGGAGCAGCUGCAGCUCUUCCGCGAGUCUCUGCAGGAGGCGCUCACAGAUCACUACCAGCACCACUGGUUCCCUCGGACGCCGUCGCGGGGCUCCGGUUACCGCUGCAUCCGCAUCAACCACCGCCUGGACCCGCUGGUGGGGCGGGCGGCGGGAGAGAGCGGGCUCAGCCCCCGGCGCCUCUUCCAGCUGCUGCCCCGAGAGCUGACGCUGUGGGUGGACCCGUCCGAGGUGUCCUACCGCAUCGGCGAGGACGGCUCCAUCGGGGUUCUGUACCGCGGGCCCCCGGCGCGCAGCCCGCCCAUCGGCGCCCCCGACGGCCGGGGCCCUCGCUACCCCGGGGAGUGGCGGCGCGGGCCAGCCCGGACGGCCGCCUGAGGCCUGAGGCCGCGGCCGCCCGGGCCCUGUACACUGUGUAUGUAUGUAGUGUGUGUGUGUCUGCUUUGAUAAUGCACAGAGAGGAUGUAAUGGAAAUGCUGAUUUUCACCCCCUAGCCAUUAAAGUUGGAGUAGUAGUACCUGUACCUACCGUGCGUGCCCUGGCGGCCCCGGGCUCCCCUCCCCCCCUCCCCCUCCUCCCUCUCCUUCCUCUCCGUGCUCCCCCUGUCCUCCUCUGCCUCCUCUCCCUCCUGUCUCGAGACUGGCCCCCUCGGGCUCCCUCCCAGGGCCGCCUCGGCGCCGGGCUGGGAGGGGGGCCCCCACCCGGACGGGGAUCGGGGCUUGUAAAUGAAAUGUACAGUCUGGUUGUUUUUCAGAGUUCUAUUUUGAGAGAAUGAAUGAGUGAAUCCCUGGCUCCUUGUAAUAAAAGACCGAAUGCUUGUA
Messenger RNA from Antechinus flavipes (yellow-footed antechinus), 1103 nucleotides. Its product is annotated as protein BTG2-like. The transcript has 2 exons. The record is from RefSeq and is a predicted model, not a curated record. NCBI's taxonomy places the organism in Eukaryota, Metazoa, Chordata, Mammalia, Dasyuromorphia, Dasyuridae. Gene Ontology annotation, cellular component: nucleus; cytoplasm. The coding region runs from base 190 to 660 and encodes 156 amino acids. Gene Ontology annotation, biological process: negative regulation of mitotic cell cycle; negative regulation of cell population proliferation.